Triplophysa dalaica is the source of this 1298-nucleotide messenger RNA. It is a transcript of the gene cln5, whose product is annotated as CLN5 intracellular trafficking protein. Gene Ontology annotation, molecular function: hydrolase activity, acting on glycosyl bonds. The transcript has 4 exons. Lineage: Eukaryota; Metazoa; Chordata; Actinopteri; Cypriniformes; Nemacheilidae. Bases 74 to 1090 code for a protein of 338 amino acids. Gene Ontology annotation, biological process: lysosome organization. The record is from RefSeq and is a predicted model, not a curated record. Gene Ontology annotation, cellular component: lysosome; lysosomal membrane.
GUCAUGUGAUCUGUGUUUUCCGAAACAAGGACGUGACUAAAAGCUACACAUCUGGGGUUUAAACAGCAUACUAAUGUUUCAGUACAGAUAUUCUGACAUUAAGCAUUCGGUGAAUAUUAUUUACGCUGUUCUUCAUUUAUGGAUUCUGGUUAUACCAUGUAACGUUAGUGUUCAUGGAACGAACACUUGGCCAGUGCCUUACAAGAGACUUGACAGACGUCCAGAUGUUGAACCUUACUGCCAGGCUUUAUAUCCAUUCUGCCCCACUGGAGAUCCAGACGGCCAGAUACCAUGCAUGAAAGCUUCUGAUACCAUCUCAGUGUUCCGGCUUCAGGCUCCUGUGUGGGAGUUUAAAUAUGGUGAUAUGUUGGGAAAGCUUCAUAUCAUGCAUGAUGCCAUUGGCUUUGGAAGUGCGGACACUGGAAGAAACUUUACUAUGGAAUGGUAUGAGCUAUUCCAGCUUGGGAAUUGCACUUUUCCACAUGAAAGAGAAAAUGUAAGUGCACCAUUUUGGUGUAACCAAGGAGCUGCAUGCUUCUAUGAGGGAAUUGACGACAAGCACUGGAAACAGAAUGGGACUCUGGAGAAAAUAGGAGAGAUUUCAGGUGAGAUGUUUAAUGAGAUGGCACUGUGGGUUCAAGACGACAAUGAAACAGGUGUAUAUUAUGAGACUUGGACUGUGAAAACAGACCCUGGAGCCAAUUCUACAACAUGGUUUGAAUCCUACGAUUGUUCCCAGUUUGUGCACCGUACAUAUAGGAAAUUAUUGGAGCUAGGUGCCGUUCUGUUGAGCAAAACCCAAACCAAUUAUACAAAGAUCUAUUUGUACAGUGGAGAGCCUGUUUAUUUGGGAGAUGAUGCUAUUUUUCAACAGUCUUCAACAAAAGAUCUUGCUACAGAUAUCAAAAAGUUCUAUCAUUCAUUUCGCCCCCACCAGUCAGUUUUGGAAGUUAUUAUUAGUUUCUUUGAAGCUUAUGAAGAGACAAUCCUUGAGAAGACAUUUUAUUUGUACUACAACUCUGCAUAUUGGAAAUUGCAGAUGAAACAUCCUUACUUUAGAAUAACCUACGAGGAGAUCCAUUUACCGUAAUGCCAUACCAGAAUCUUUGCUACUAAAAUUGUAUUUUCUAUAAACAAUGUAUUUCCAUUUUCAUUGUCACCACCACAUUGUCACCAGAUAACUUAGGAAAACAUUGCUAUUAUUAUGCUAUAUUGAUUUGUAUAUUGAUGUUUACCAAAUACUGAGUUGUGAACUUUAAGAUAUGUUCUAAUGUAAUAAAGUGUUUCUUGUUGCUUUA